AUGGGCCUUGCACGACCGCUUCGUUUUCUUUUAGCGACCUGCUUCGUUCUUACCCUUUUUCUCAUCUUCCAUGUCUCCAAAUCACCCCCGACUCUGACUAGAGAAAAGGGGAAUUACGACAAUGGGCUGCUACGAGAACCGCUUCUAGAUCCUACCGGAGAGCCUCCUGAGCCACUUUGGCGGGCAAAAGAUGAUGCGUAUGCGCCCGGCAAUCCCAACUCUGCUCGCAUCAAUGCGACGCUCCUCUCCCUAGUUCGGAACGAAGAAUUGGAGGAGUUGGUAUUGACGAUGAGGGAUCUGGAAAGGACAUGGAAUAGCAAGUUCAAUUAUCCUUGGACUUUUUUCAAUGACAAGGAGUUUACGGAAGAGUUCAAAAUUCGAACCCAAGCAGAAACGAAAGCGAAAUGCAAUUACGAAUUAAUCCCAAAAGAGCACUGGGAUGUGCCCGAUUUCAUUAAUAUGGACCUCUACGACGAAUCCUCCAAAAUCCUCGAGGAGAAAAAUAUACAAUACAGCAACCUGAUGUCAUACCAUCAAAUGUGUCGCUGGAACAGUGGCAUGUUUUACAAGCACCCAGCUUUGGAAAACGUGCAGUACUAUUGGCGAGUUGAACCUAAGGUCCAUUUCUUCUGCGACGUCGAUUAUGACGUGUUCCGCUACAUGCAAGACCACAACAAAACUUAUGGCUUCACCAUCAAUCUCUAUGAUGCUCCUGAAAGCAUUACUACUCUAUGGCCACAGACACUUAAGUUCCUCGAGGCACACCCAAAUUACCUACAUAAAAACAAUGCAAUGGACUGGCUAGUGGACAAUAAGCAAAGACCAAAACAUCACAAGGACGCGAACGGCUAUUCCACCUGUCACUUCUGGUCCAACUUCGAAAUCGCGGAUAUGUCCUUUUAUCGAAGCCAGGCCUAUGAGGAUUAUUUCAACCAUUUGGAUCGUGCUGGAGGCUUCUUCUAUGAAAGAUGGGGAGAUGCACCCGUACAUUCUAUCGGCCUCGGCCUAUUCGAAGACAAGAGUAAAAUCCAUUGGUUCCGUGACAUCGGCUACCAACACAUCCCAUACUUUAACUGCCCGAACUCUCCGAAAUGCAAGGGCUGUACGCCAGGGAAGUUUUAUGCCGGUGAACCUUUCCUUCAGUUAGAAGAUUGCCGACCAAACUGGUUCAAAUAUGUGGGGACUGAUUGA
This is a messenger RNA of Histoplasma mississippiense, 1191 nucleotides long. RefSeq lists its product as hypothetical. Gene Ontology annotation, molecular function: alpha-1,2-mannosyltransferase activity. Gene Ontology annotation, biological process: protein N-linked glycosylation; cell wall mannoprotein biosynthetic process; protein O-linked glycosylation. The record is from RefSeq and is a predicted model, not a curated record. Bases 1 to 1191 code for a protein of 396 amino acids. Gene Ontology annotation, cellular component: Golgi apparatus; membrane. The transcript is spliced from 4 exons. Lineage: Eukaryota; Fungi; Ascomycota; Eurotiomycetes; Onygenales; Ajellomycetaceae.